ACGGCAUGGUUUAAGUGUAAAUUUGCAUACAUUUUGCCUAAGGCUCCGGGACUCCGGGAUCUCGUUGGACAGGGUGGCACGACAUCGUCAGCGAUAAGGCUAGACCACAAAUUUUAGGGCUCUCAUAAAUCUACCUUUAUCACCGAGAAUCGGAUUUUGUAUGCUUGAGAGCGCGAUUGGCUGAAGCUUAAAACUUGUAUCCAAGCUUUUCACAUUUGUGUAUGUCUCGGUAACAUUUUGGAGGAGACGAUAUUCUCAGGUGUCACAGAACGGCGAGAAAUUGUCUUGUGUGUCAUGGACAACUGAACAACAUGAAAAUGACGGUAUCUUCUGGAUUUGUCACGGGUGUUUUCCUGCUGCAUGUGUUCUGUGCACAAGCCAAUGGGAUGGGCGGAUCAACAGGAAACCAAGGGUGGGAAAUCUGCGAGUCGGAAAGAAUGAAGGAAUGUCAACAGCAAAACAAGAUGCAUUGUCACUCCUGCGAAGACACUACUUCUAGUCCUACACCCGUGCCACCCUGCUCAACAAACCCAUGCAAAAACAACGGUACCGUUGGAUACUGGUCUCCUGGUCAAUCAGGGAAGGGGUGUUUCUGGUGUGACUGUCCGAACGGUUAUAACGGAGACUACUGUGCAUGCCCCGGCCUGUCCGACUAUGUGCCAUUCAACGGAAAUUCUUACCUCUUUAGCAACGCUUCAACAGACUACGCGGGUGCAGAAGGUCUUUGUCUCAAACAUGAUGGUCGCCUCAUCAGGGUCAUGAACAUUGAGACUCACGAGUUCCUUCUGAACCACAUCCUGACGUGCAUCAACCAGUCAGUCAGUUUCUGGAUAGGUUUAGAGGACCGCUUGAAUGAGGCAGUGUUCGUGUACUCGGAUGGUAGUACCCUGGGAUCAUUCAACCGCUUCUAUGGGGGCGUAGAUGUAGCCAACGAGGAUGACAGCGACUGUGUUCUGAUGGCAACGGGCUUGAUCCCACGUUGGGACUGCCAGCCCGACUUCCACGACAGAAUCAACAUCAACACUGUCACCAUCGACCAAAGCUACAACAUCAACACUUUCACCAACCACCAAAGCUACAACAUCAACACUUUCACCAACCACCAAAGCUACAACAUCAACACUUUCACCAACCACCAAAGCUACAACAUCAACACUUUCACCAACCACCAAAGCUACAACAUCAACACUUUCACCAACCACCAAAGCUACAACAUCAACACUUUCACCAACCACCAAACUACAAAAUCACACUCACCAUCACCAGUAAAACCAACAGCAACCUUGUCAUCAUCGACAACAGUUACAACAGCACAGUCACCAGCAACAACACAGGAAAUAACAACACAGUCAUCUGUAGUUGGGUCAGCGAAACAUUGUCCGAGCCAAGUAAGGAGGAACAUCAACUGGCCUCAAACAGUCCAAGGAAGUGAGUCCAUGCAGCGUUGUCCCAACGACGCGAUUGCUCGAUGGAGAUGCAAUGAAAUGGGUACCUGGGAAGGCACACCUGACGUGAGGAACUGUGUAUCAUCCUGGCUCCCGAAUAUUACUGAAGCAACAGGCCCUGCAGAAGACAUUCUUUCCAACUUAACAGAUCAUCUAGAACGCGAAGAUAACAUAUACGGUGGAGAUAUCAGCAAAACUGUUUCAAUACUUGGUUCGUUGGUGGAGAUACAGGAGCAACAACUCAAGAACAUUUCACAGGAGAUGAAAGAUGCUGUAGUGACCAACUUUACAACUACGAUGAUAAGAUCUGUAAAUGCUCUUCUGCGAGGAAGUAAUGUUACGGAAGCUGCUUGGUCCGACAUACACAUGCAUCAUAGGUCUGAUGUGGCGUCAGGUAUCAUGGAUAGUACAGAGAAGACCGGUAUUCUUUUCGCCAGAACGGUGGACAAUAAAACCCUCUCAAUCGUCAUGGACAACAUUGUGAUGGACGUUGGUACUACAUCUGGCGGAAGGUCUACUUUCCCGGAGCUAACAAACGCGUCGUCCGACUGGGCCGAUGUAACAGACGGCAUCACCCUCCCCAGAUCACAACACCCCGUCGUGGCUGUGCUCUACAACACCCUGGGGCGGUAUCUUCAAGCCAAUCCGACGAAGAGGACUGUCAACUCUCGGGUCAUCUCGGCAACACUGGUGAACCGAAACUCUUCAAAUGACGUCAAGGUCGCCGGCAAUGUUACCAUCUAUCUUGAACAUACGAAAAAGACUAGUAACAAGUCAUCGUGUGCUUUCUGGAACUUCAAUCUUAGGGAUUGGUCAGAUGAGGGGUGUACAGCGAACAUACCAGACAAGACCCACACAGUCUGCGUGUGUAACCACCUCACCAGCUUUGCUAUUCUGGUGGAUGUUACAGGACAAAAGCAUCCAUUUGCACUGAGUGUCAUCACCUACAUCGGUUGCGGCAUCUCCAUUGUGUGUCUGGUCUUCUGCAUUUGCGCCUUUCUCGGAUUUAGACGGGUUCGCUGCCCCAGAACCAUCAUACAUGCGAAUCUGUGCAUCUGCCUGUUGGUGGCUGAGGUGGUCUUCCUCGCUGCAGUCGACAAAACUGAAAACAAGAUCGGUUGCGACGUGAUCGCGAUCAUCCUCCACUACCUGUUCCUGGCCGUCUUCACCUGGAUGUGUGUGGAAGGAGUGGAGCUGUACGUCUUACUGGUCAAGGUCUUCAACUUGAAAAUGAACAGAUUGCUCUACUACCACCUGGUCGGCUAUGGUACUAUUUAACUUUUGUGUUGAUA
Messenger RNA from Branchiostoma floridae (Florida lancelet), 2737 nucleotides. Its product is annotated as adhesion G protein-coupled receptor L3-like. NCBI's taxonomy places the organism in Eukaryota, Metazoa, Chordata, Leptocardii, Amphioxiformes, Branchiostomatidae. The record is from RefSeq and is a predicted model, not a curated record. The transcript has 17 exons. Gene Ontology annotation, cellular component: membrane. Gene Ontology annotation, biological process: cell surface receptor signaling pathway; adenylate cyclase-activating G protein-coupled receptor signaling pathway. Gene Ontology annotation, molecular function: G protein-coupled receptor activity. The coding region runs from base 312 to 2723 and encodes 803 amino acids.